Suricata suricatta (meerkat) is the source of this 1273-nucleotide messenger RNA. It is a transcript of the gene SMCO4, whose product is annotated as single-pass membrane protein with coiled-coil domains 4. Bases 175 to 744 code for a protein of 189 amino acids. Lineage: Eukaryota; Metazoa; Chordata; Mammalia; Carnivora; Herpestidae. The record is from RefSeq and is a predicted model, not a curated record. The transcript is spliced from 6 exons.
CGGCCGGAAAAGUUGGGGCGGACCGCUAGCCCGAGUGGGCCAGGCGGGAAGUGCGGGGAAGAGAUACCGGAUUUGGGGGAGGUUUCUUGCUGGAAGGAGGCCAGGCAUUGGACGAGCUAUCGUGUAAGCACCUCUGGGGGUUGAUUGUGCUGUCCUCGAUGCACAGAUGAGGAGAUGAGCUCAGGAACACGUGUGCGUCCACGUAACCAGCCAAGCGUUAGUCCGAGUGUUGGCCGUGACCUGUGUGACUCCAGGACUUGUGCAGGAAUAACCCAAGUCACCUUUACUGGAAAUCAGUUUGCUGAAAGCCUUGAAACUGCAGUUCUUGGAGUUGAAGAAAAGGCCCCUGACAGCAUUGCUUCUCCACCUGAGCCUCUCCUCGGGACACAGAAUCCAAGAGAAUCCAAGUGGGCGGCAGGACCGCAGGCUCAGCCCGUCUCCAUUGUCUGCCUGACUCACACACCACCCUGCCCACAGCCUGUGGAGGUGUUGCGCCUUGACCAGAGGAGUGUGGCCCUUCCUUCCAAACCCUCUCUGGACGCCCUCCUAGCCUCGCCGGGGAAGAUGCGGCAGCUCAAAGGCAAGCCCAAGAAGGAGACGUCCAAGGACAAGAAGGAGCGGAAGCAGGCCAUGCAGGAGGCCCGGCAGCAGAUCACCACGGUGGUGCUGCCCACGUUGGCCGUGGUCGUGCUCUUGAUCGUGGUGUUCGUGUACGUGGCCACGCGCCCCGCCGUCACCGAGUGAGCGCUGUGGGCGGACUCCCCACGCAGGGAGUGGAGGCCCGGGAGGGGGAAAGCAGACGAAACAUGGCUUUCGUGUUCAGAGAUUUUCCCGAUGCUCAGCUCCAAGCAGGAGCACCCUGUCUUCUCUGGUCUUUGACUUGAUUAAAGUUUCUCCGAUUUCCCUGGGAGGGAAUAGGGAACGUUUUAUCAGUGAACGUGCCAUACACCUUAUGGUCCACUUCAUGUGCCUUUCAGACUUCAAAGAGGUGUGUGUGUGUGUGUGUGUGUGUGUGUGUGUGUGUGUGUGUGUUUCUUUUUCCCUCCUAAAAUCGAUAUGUAGCCCACCUGGUGAGGGGGGGAAUCUUUGGGUCAUGAAUCAGUUGGAGUCAGUGCUCACCCAUCUGCAUUGUUUUGCACAUGACUCUCUUCCUACAUGUGUUCACAAUUUCCAAAGGGACUGUACUUCUUCUCUGUGCUUAAUGUGAUUUGAAAUAUGUCGCCUCAAAAGUGAAAUAUUUAUUUUUUUGAAUAAAGGAGAUAAUAGCCUUAAA